CUGCGGAUGGAGCAAAAAUGAUUCCUAAGCUGAUUGCCAGUAUUCAGUAUAGCGGUAGACGAGGAGGAAUUGAGUAAGCGCGCGCGUCACGAAUAAUAAAAACGAAAGUAAGAAAAUAUAUACGGAAACAAUCAGACACACACACACAUGAACGUAUAUACUCAAUUCCAGGGCAUUGUGGUGGUCCUUUUUACGUUACGGGAUAUAGGAUAUAAAAUGAAAUAAUAUCACAAAAAUUCAAGUGCUCAGAUACACAUGAAUAUGUAAUCAAAUUAAAUUAGAAGUGUCGAAUAAAGUGAGUCUGAAAGCAAAAAAAAUUAAAAUUCUCAAAAUUAAAAAAAAAACAAAAUUGUUGUUCAAUUGAUUGCUGAUAAAUUUGUGAAAAACAAACACAGGAAACACACACACAAACGCUGUCAUCAUUGCGACCAACCACACUUAUUUAGCAGCCUCAUGCCGUUUUGAUAACAAUCUUAGCUUCAGUGAAACAAAGAGAAAAUCUCGAAAGAAAAAAGUGUCAAACAAAAGAAAAGUUGUAAAAGCAGCUAAAGAAUUUUAAACAAGUUUGUGAAUUAAUAACACCAACAACAAUAAUAAAUAAAAACAAGAACAACACUACAUUCCUUUAAUCAAAGAAAGCAACAACAACACAAAAGCAGUUUUCCCAAAUUGAAUGAAUUGUGGCUGAUUAAGACCAGCGAGAAACGGCAACAGCAGCAACAACAACAAAAGGAACAGGCAAAGACUGUUUGGUAUGCUGCUCCAAUACUUGGAAAACUAAAUAUAUAAAUCAACAUUGACGUCCAUUAAUCAACAAAAGACUUGGGGAACGUAGCUCAACUUAACUAUAAAUCAAACUAGAAACUGGAUAAAUAUUCACCACCAAACACAGCCAUUCGGCUAAAACAAGAACAACAACAGCAACAGAUCCAGCCAUCAUUUGCAGCAACGAUACUGGAGAAGAAGCCCAACAGCAACAACAACAAUAACAACAUUCCCUGACAUUCAUUCGCCUGGCACUAAACUUCAGCACAUUGUCCACCACAUCGGAUUUUCGGAAACGAUUAACAACGUCCUUUAUGGUUCAUUAAAUUGCCAAAGGAAAAACACCAAAUCCUUGCCUUUCGUACUAUUUGACGGACAUCCUUCUAACAGAGAUAUCUUCCGAACGAUUUACACCCACAUCUAAACAACAGCAGCAGCAACAACAACAGAAACAGCAGCUGUGACAACGACAACAACUUGCCAUCAGCAACAGCAGAAGCCAUCACCACACCAACUACUAGCUACUGCCAGCAUAGGAAGAGCAACUGAGAGUCAAGGUGUUGCCACCGUUGUUGUUGGUUUUGUUGGCAAUCAAGGUCCCGGCGCUGUCAUCAUGGAGGGGCCAGAGGUGACAUUUCUAUUCCAAUUUGGCAGUGUGCGCGAUGCAGUGUCGGUAGCUGCCAAUGUUUUAACAUUGAAAAAGCUCAAGGAUUUGGCAUGUGAAUUCAUCAACACGAAGAUACCCGACAGUGGGCUGACAUACCUUUCCGAGCGCAUACUGUUAUUUCGUCACGAUUACAACAGUCCCAAUGUUCUGCACAUCAUAAAUUCAGCAGCGGAUAUUGCCGAUGAAACUUUGGUGGAAAUUGUUCUCGUAGCCAGUCCAAUUUUAUAUCCAGCCUCAGAGAUGCCAACCCUAAAACCGCACAAUCUCAAUGUCCAUUCCUAUAAGGCGCCAACAUUCUGUGAUUUUUGUGGUGAGAUGUUGUUUGGUUUAGUGCGCCAAGGACUGAAAUGUGAUGGUUGUGGUCAAAAUUAUCAUAAACGUUGUGUGGUUAAAAUCCCCAAUAACUGUAAUCGUUCGAAUAAUAACAGUGGCAACAGUUCAAAACGUUCCUCCCUGCUACAACCACCCCGAAGUCCAUCGGGUGGCUCAACACAAUCACUUAUCUCCAAUGACGAACAGCAGCAGCAGCAUGCAGUCAAUCAUGAAUCUGGAAGUUCUCUGAGCGUGCCAACAUUUCACAGAAGUCAUCAUCGUUCUUCCUCAGCGGGUAGCAGAAAUGGCCAACAACCCUCACCAUCACCAGGUCUUUAUAAUAAUGCCGGUAUAUGCGCCACCAGUUUAGCCUACCAGAACAUUCGAAUACCACACACAUUUAUGGUCCACACCUAUGGCAUUCCAACCGUCUGUCAAUAUUGUAAAAAGCUACUCAAGGGCCUGUUUAAACAGGGCCUACAAUGCCGCGAUUGCCAAUAUAAUACCCAUAAGAAAUGUAUGGAUAAAGUGCCACAAGACUGUACCGGCGAGAGACAGCUGCACCCGAAUGAUUUCAAUGAAACCUUCACCCCAACCCACGGCAGCAUGUCGCACAAGGAACGUGAUAACUUCUUCCGGGAAGAAUUUGAUGAUAGUGAUUUCGAUGAGGCCACAUCGAAUGAACACAUCCGUGGAAUGGGUACUGCUGUCGGCAGUGGCAUGGCCCAUAAAACGGGUGGACGUCCCGGAUCGAUGGGCGUAAAGACCACAACAAAUGCUCAAAAUUCUCCGCCAGAAUUAGUUAAUGGUCUCAAGGGCAGCGACAGUGAACACUCAACGUAUCACAACGAAAAUCGUAGUGCCGCCGAAGGACAAUCCAUAGAUGGACAAUCGGAACAGUCGAGUUCAUCCUCAUCGCCAAGUGCCAAUAUUCCGCUUAUGCGUAUCGUACAAUCAGUGAAACACACCAAGAAACGUGGCGGCCAAGCUCUGAAAGAGGGUUGGCUGGUACACUACACCAGUUUGGAUUCAACGGUCAAACGUUAUUUCUGGCGUUUGGAUUCGAAAACGAUUACCCUGUUUAUUUCCGAACAGGGCAGUAAAUAUCACAAAGAGAUCCCCCUGGCCGAGAUCCAAGCCAUUGAAACGAACAAUGAUGUCCGCGUAGAUAAUAAUUAUUGUUUCCAAUUGAAAACUCCCAAUGUCAACUAUUAUGUGGGUCAAGACCCGCUAGCUGGGGUGAGAGAGGAACAGGCUGUACGUUUGCCACCACCGGAAAGUGGUAUUGGCACAGAUAUUGGUAAAAGUUGGGAAACGUCCAUUAAACAGGCCUAUAUGCAUGUCACAAAUACCCAAUGCUGUGAGUCUGAGGAAAAUGUCCAGGAUAUGGGUCAACUGUAUCAAAUCUUCCCCGAUGAAGUUUUGGGUUCAGGUCAAUUCGGUGUGGUCUAUGGCGGUGUCCAUAAGAAAACAAAGCGAGAAGUUGCCAUCAAAGUUAUCGAUAAAUUGCGUUUCCCAACCAAACAAGAAGCUCAGCUUAAAAAUGAAGUUGCCAUAUUACAGAAUAUUUCCCAUUGUGGUGUCGUCAAUCUGGAACGUAUGUUCGAAACACCCGAACGCAUUUUUGUCGUCAUGGAAAAACUUAAAGGUGAUAUGUUGGAAAUGAUACUCUCUCACGAACGUGGACGACUCAGCGAGAGAGUUACGAAAUUCCUGAUAACCCAAAUUCUCAUCGCACUCAAACAUCUGCACAGUCAAAAUGUCGUUCAUUGUGAUUUGAAACCCGAAAAUGUCCUGCUCUCAUCCGAUGCCGAAUUUCCUCAAGUGAAAUUAUGUGAUUUCGGUUAUGCUCGUAUCAUUGGAGAGAAAUCAUUCCGACGGUCGGUGGUGGGUACACCAGCGUAUUUGGCUCCAGAAGUUUUGCGUAACAAGGGCUAUAACCGUUCCCUGGACAUGUGGAGUGUGGGUGUGAUAAUUUAUGUCAGUUUGAGUGGCACCUUCCCCUUCAACGAAGAGGAAGAUAUUAAUGAUCAAAUUCAGAAUGCUGCUUUCAUGUAUCCGCCAAAUCCCUGGAAGGAAAUUUCAUCGAAUGCUAUUGAUCUGAUCAACAAUCUGCUGCAAGUGAAACAACGAAAACGUUAUACCGUGGACAAGAGCCUGCAACAUUAUUGGUUACAGGACAAGCAAACUUAUCAUGAUUUGCGAAAUUUGGAACGCCAAGUCGGUACCCGUUAUCUGACACAUGAAGCUGAUGAUUUGCGGUGGGCCAGCACCACCGGUGAUAUGUGACCUGUUAAUGGUCCACAACCAUGUCCAACAUUCCAAUUAAAUGACAAAAUUCCCGAAUCACCUGAACCGAAGUUACAACAACAGUCUCCGCAGCAGCCGCUAAAAACCGUAAAAGAAGAACAACGUCGUAAAUCAUCGACAACGACGACGACAAUUACAACAACGGGACUGCAUAUGGAUCUGGAAAAUUGUAACUGUCGUAGUUUGCCCUCGAAUAAGCCAAAAGUUGAAGCGAUCGGUGAUAAGGCAUUAAACUGGAUGCGUUCACAUUUGUGUCGUCACAUCAAAUAAAUCCAUGACAAAAUUUCUCUCAACAACUCAAAAACAUAGCUACUUUAAUUUGUGUUUCAAAUGGCUGCUAUUAUUACAACUACAACAACAACUAAAUGACAACGAUCAAAUGAAAAUAAUACGAGUACUAGGUCUACGUUUAACCAUUCAUUCCUUGAGAAGAGUCCUCAACAACAACCACAACUACAACUACAAUUAUAUUUUCUAUUUCAAUUUUACAAUUUCUCAAUUUACUCAGACUAAGUUUUUUUGUUGUUUCGAAUGAAUCCUCAAUGUGUGUUUUUUUAAUGAAGAACAUCAACAAAAAAAAGGUACCUUAAAUUUACAUAAAUAUAUCUAAUUCUCUAUACAGACAUCUAUAUUCAUUAAGAGAGUGUGUGUGUAUAAAUACAUAUACAAAUAUAAAUAUUGCCUAUAUAUUAAAAUUUAUAACAUAUAAUGAUUUAAUUAAGUUCUAAGUGUUGUAAUUUUUUAAAAUAAAAUUCGAAACGCUUUACAAAACAAACAAAAAAAAACAACAACAAAACACUGUGCUACAAAUAUUGUAAUUUUCGUCUUUUGGAUCCCUUUCUCCUUUAAAGCUAAACGAACAAAUUUAUUAAUGCAAAUAUACAAAAAUGAAUUAAAAUAAUUGCACAUAUACAUACAUACAUACAUACAAUUAUAUUAUAUUACAAACAUACGUUAAUGCUCUUCUGUAGAAAAUUAGUUCUAUAAGAAAAUUGCAGCAACAACAACAAGAAGAAGAAAAACUCCACUAAUAUUUAACGAGAAGAGAAGAUACUCUCUGAAAUCGAAAUGAAAAAAAAAAAAUAAUUUAUGAGAGACAUUAAUAUUAAUGCUCAUGUCUUUAUUUUCCGAAUAAAAAAAUAACAAUUAUUUUAAAAUUUCAAA
This is a messenger RNA of Musca domestica (house fly), 5218 nucleotides long. It is a transcript of the gene PKD, whose product is annotated as serine/threonine-protein kinase D3. Gene Ontology annotation, molecular function: protein serine/threonine kinase activity; ATP binding. Gene Ontology annotation, biological process: protein phosphorylation. The record is from RefSeq and is a predicted model, not a curated record. The transcript is spliced from 11 exons. NCBI's taxonomy places the organism in Eukaryota, Metazoa, Arthropoda, Insecta, Diptera, Muscidae. The coding region runs from base 1379 to 4033 and encodes 884 amino acids.